CGGGCCGGGGGGCGGGGGCGGGAUGCGUCCGCUGGCCCGGGCCGGCGUGUAGAGCGGGCGGGUCCCCGGCCUCGGGAGCGCGGCGAAGGCGGCGAAGGCGGCCAUGGCGACCCCCAGCAACCUGGUGCCCUCCGUCCUGGCCAGCAAGACCAAGACCAAGAAGAAGCAUUUCGUAGCGCAGAAAGUGAAGCUGUUCCGGGCGAGCGACCCUCUCCUCAGCGUCCUCAUGUGGGGGGUCAACCACUCGAUCAAUGAACUGAGCCAUGUUCAGAUCCCUGUUAUGUUGAUGCCGGAUGAUUUCAAAGCCUAUUCAAAGAUAAAGGUGGACAAUCACCUUUUUAACAAAGAAAAUAUGCCAAGUCAUUUCAAAUUUAAAGAAUAUUGCCCCAUGGUUUUCCGCAAUCUCAGAGAAAGAUUUGGAAUUGAUGAUCAGGAUUUUCAGAAUUCUUUGACGAGGAGCGCCCCAUUGCCCAACGACUCCCAAGCCCGCAGCGGUGCUCGCUUCCACAUCUCGUACGACAAGCGAUACAUCAUCAAAACCAUCACCAGCGAAGACGUGGCUGAGAUGCACAACAUCCUCAAGAAGUAUCACCAGUACAUAGUGGAGUGCCACGGAAUUACCCUCCUGCCUCAGUUUUUGGGCAUGUAUCGGCUGAAUGUAGAUGGAGUUGAAAUAUACGCGAUUGUGACCAGAAACGUGUUCAGUCACCGCUUAUCUGUUUACAGGAAAUACGAUUUAAAGGGCUCUACCGUGGCGAGAGAAGCUAGUUACAAAGAAAAGGCCAAAGAGCUGCCGACUUUAAAGGAUAAUGAUUUCAUCAAUGACGGCCAAAAGAUUUAUAUCGAUGACAACAACAAAAAGAUAUUCCUUGAAAAGCUUAAAAAGGAUGUUGAGUUCCUUGCCCAGCUGAAGCUCAUGGACUACAGCUUGUUGGUUGGAAUUCACGACGUUGAGAGAGCUGAGCAGGAAGAAGUCGAGUGUGAAGAGAAUGACGGCGAAGAUGAAGGGGAGAGCGAUGGGGCCCACCCGGUCGGAACCCCUCCAGACAGCCCCGGAAAUACGCUGAACAACACCCCACCCUUGGCACCUGGGGAAUUCGAUCCGAACAUUGACGUGUAUGGGAUUAAGUGCCACGAAAACGCACCCAGGAAGGAAGUAUACUUCAUGGCCAUUAUCGACAUUCUCACUCACUAUGAUGCGAAAAAGAAAGCUGCACACGCUGCCAAAACUGUUAAACACGGCGCCGGCGCAGAAAUCUCAACCGUGAAUCCAGAACAGUAUUCCAAGCGCUUUUUGGACUUUAUCAGCCACAUUUUGCCCUCCCAUGCCGCAUAGGAUACACCGGCGCCGUGGACGCAGCAGCAUAGGAAAACAAGAAAUGGAACUCAGUGACAUGCACGUCUUUGCAGAAAGCAAACCUCCUUGUUUACAUCUUCUGGCCAAGAUGACUGAUUUGGGGGCUACUCGCUUGAUCAGCUUCCUGAUAUUCCCAGCAUAGUUCUAGCUACUUCUGACUCUUUUGUGUGUGCGCGCAAAAAAAAAAAAAUUAAAUAAAAUAGAUCAGCUUAUCUCAGCGUGUUGCGAUAGCAAUGCUCUGACAUAACUAGCUGUGGUGGAACGAGUGUGUGUGUGGGUGGGUGUGUUUGUGUGUGGGUGUGUGUGGUGUGUGUAGUGAAACAGAUGCACGUCACACUGAUGACGUUGGCAUCAGAUUGUAAACUGUGGAUCAGUUUAUCUUUUGAGUUGGGAAACCCGAGACAGUAUUCAUCAUCAUCAUCAUCAUUUUUUUUUUAUAUAAAAAAAAAGAAAACUCCCUGCAAAUGUAUCCCUGCCCCCUGCACGCUGGCCUUCCUCAAUAAGUGUAACUUUUAACCCCUUGGUGUCGGACAGGUGAUCAGAUUCCUCCGUGUUUGUGCCACCACAGUGUUUUGCCUCAGCGCCUCGUGUCAGGAUAUUCAGACCUCCAGGUCGGAGUUCACGCCCCCGUCCUAGCCCCAGGCCGGCUCCCCACCCCAGUCACCACCGGCUGUCUCCGUGUUUUCACCUCGGGAGCCGCCCUCUCACGGAAAAAAAUCUGCUCGUUUCUCUUUUGUUGCCUGGAGCCUCUUCGUUGUUCCACUUCUAGCCCUGCCAAAUAGGAACUAAUAAUGCUUCAAGGGAAAAUAGCUUAUCUGAAACAGGCGGAGUUGUGGGCGAGAGGAGCUGCAAGAUACCUUCUACUUUGGGAAAAGCGAGCACGGAGAGAAAAAUCUCAGUAUCUCCGUGACCGAAUGAAAAUCCAAAUGGAAAAUGCUUCUGCUGUACCGUUGAUUUCACAGUGGUAUUUUAAUCAUGAAUUCUUUCACAGGCACCCUCGAUCUUACUGUUUACAUUAUUAGGAAAACAGGGAUACUUUUGAAUCUAAAAUUUUGUGUACAGUUUGCGAUUUUUGAAGUUUACAUGUAAAGUUAUUUUGCAGUAUGGACGAAACAAUGUGUAUCAUCUCUCGAGGUGUAUCACGCAGUCACGUGUUAGUGGGAAUGUUUUAUUCCAAGCCCACCGUAGUCCGUCUUUUCUGAUAAACUGAAGGUUGUUCGGCUUUGUUUCCUCCAGAUGUUCUUUAUCAAGGUAGCCCGUUUUCCGUGUUGAACCCAGACCUGGUUGAAUAAAUCCAUUGCCUAAAACUGUGCUGAUUGCGUUUAACCUGUGGAAAAGUUGUAGACCUUAAAUCAUGACCUUUGCUGCAUUUUCUUUAUGGCACCAAACUCAGAAGAACUUGAUCUGCUUACAGGAUAUCUGUCAUGUCUCCACCACUGUGCUGAAGCUGUGCCUUGAUGAUUCUUUGUGUAAACCAUGAGAUGAUUUUUGUAGGCCCUGUUACAAACCUCCCCAGCCUCCACCAGUAACUUAUAACCUAAACAGACGCAGAGUGCCAGGGUGCCUUUUUUCCAAUAACUAAAUGUCAGCGCUGUUAAGACUGCAACGGUGCAUAAUGUAUGUCGUGUUUGAUUUCAGAGAAACACUGAAAAUGGCAACAAAUCACAGUAUCUUCAAGGGCCAAAGGCAGUUUCACCCCAUUGCUCUGUACUGAUUUGGACCUAGCCGUGCUACUCUUCCCAUGUAAUGUUAACAGCGCUACAGUGUAGAUGUGUACAAAUCUCUAUUUUAUGUAUUGAAAUGAGCUGAUGCUGUGGUUUGUGUUGGCUUUUUUGGUGUUGUCUGGAGUAUAAAGCCGGCAAGCAGAAAAAGCUGAAGUUAAACGAGGUACCUAUACAUUAGGUAGGGACUCCUUUCAUUGCUUUUGGAAUGUGAUCCACGCUUUUGGAAGUUGACAAAAAUCCAUCCUUUCUGUCUGCAUCGGUCUCUGUCUCCCGUUACUGUUGGUAAACUGUUCAUUUGGACAGAGUGAGGAAAUUCACAUUGUAUCGCCUAGUGCUAAAAUUACACUCCAGACCCAAACAAGGCUUUAUCAAAUAAAGCACUUUGACGACUCA
This is a messenger RNA of Ornithorhynchus anatinus (platypus), 3474 nucleotides long. RefSeq names its product phosphatidylinositol-5-phosphate 4-kinase type 2 alpha (gene PIP4K2A). Gene Ontology annotation, molecular function: phosphatidylinositol kinase activity. The record is from RefSeq and is a predicted model, not a curated record. Bases 104 to 1336 code for a protein of 410 amino acids. Gene Ontology annotation, biological process: phosphatidylinositol metabolic process. The transcript has 10 exons. Lineage: Eukaryota; Metazoa; Chordata; Mammalia; Monotremata; Ornithorhynchidae.